Molecule: messenger RNA, 2444 nt
Organism: Periophthalmus magnuspinnatus
Lineage: Eukaryota; Metazoa; Chordata; Actinopteri; Gobiiformes; Gobiidae
Product: UPF0500 protein C1orf216 homolog
Exons: 3
Coding region: 103-1215 (370 amino acids)
Source: RefSeq, a predicted model, not a curated record
GCUAAAGGAGGAGACGAAAACAACACGAGACUCUGGUAUCAUCGCUGUUUAAAGGUAAGAGGGCAGCGCGCUCACAGUAUCGCAUUCACAUGAAGAUUCCUUAUGCAACCCGCAAAGGCAGUACGAGCCAACACCAAGAUUUGGGCUCUUAUAGCGAAGCGAGCGAGAGAAGAAGGAGCUAAGAAGAUGGGUGAAGCUCAGUCGCGGUCAGUGAUGCUGCAACAUCAGGACCCCUCAGCUAUAGACUCCACCUACUCCCCCUCCUCCGCUUCGUCUUCCUCCCUUCGAAACAGGAAGUACCAGGACCAGGAUGGCAACUCUAAUUUCCUGUCGACCACCACUACCUCCCCCGGCAACAAGGAUGAUGAAAACCGCAACCAAAUCCGACCGCGCAACUUAGGUCCCCUUGGUCGUGAUCCACCCAGUUCCAACAUCCCUCCUGGGAAUUACGGGAACAUUCUGUCUCCGAGGUCCAGAAUGCCGUGUUGGACCACUCUUGAACCGCUUCCCGAAAUUGAAUCGGGGGACGACGGAUAUGGUCGCGUCCCGCCCGACGGAGCAGAGGAGGGCAAAGUCACAGAGGAAGAGGCCAGAGCCAUGAUGCUUCAGUUUGAAGAGAAGCAGCGUGCGAAACUCCAGGUCAUUCAACGCCGCCGGAGCAGUUUGGGUCUGAGAGCCGAAGACCGUGAGGAAAUGAAGCACAUGGAGAAUGCAGACGAGUGGGGAGAUACCGGCUCAGACUCAGAAUAUAGCGAGCGCUCAGAAAGCAUGGCGUCUCUGCAGCUGGAGGGGGGAGGAGCCGAGGAGAGCGUCAUGGAGAGGUGGGACAGGAUUGGGGUCGGAGAGACCAGGUCCAGUCUGGAGCAGAGGCAGUCUCUGACCGGCAAUGAGGACAGUAGUCUGCUGGACGAAGAUGAAGAUCAGUCAUCAGAUUCGGAUGGUGAGCGUGGAGAGCUGCUGGACGCUGUGUGGACGUUGCGAGAGCGUGAGCGUUUCAAGGCUCAGGAGAUGGAGAGGCACCAGACACAGCUGACCAUGUAUCGGCGCCUGGCUCUGAUCCGAUGGGUGCGGACUCUACAGACCCGGGUCCAGGAGCAACAGAACCGGCUCCAGUCCAGCUUUGACCUCAUCCUCACCCACAGGAAGGAGCUGCUCAGGGUGGGGGCGGCUGCUAAUGUGGCUAAUGCUACGCCCACAGCGGUCAGCCAAACAUAAGAGACCAGAGUGAAAACAGGAAGUACGACAUUUGCAUAUUGUCAUAUACAGCCACAUUCUACAGUCUCCUACCCUAUACACUCUAGAGGUCCUAGUUUAGAUCUGGUUUAGUCCUCGUUAGGUCCUAUUUUAGACCUGGUUUAGUCCUGGUUUAGAUGUGGUUUAGACUUGGAUUAGAUUUGGUUUAGACCUGGUUUAGUGCUGAUUUAGACCUGGUUUUCCUGUGGUUCAAACCUGGUUCAGACCUGGUUCAGACUUGGUUAGGUCCUGGUUUAGACCUGGUUUAGACCUGGCUUUGUCCUGGUUUAGGCCUAGUUUUCCUCUGGUUCAUACCUGGUUCAGAUUUGGUUCAGACCUUGUAUAGACCUGGUUUUAAUUGGUUAGAUUCUGGUUUAGACCUGAUUUCAGACCUGGUUUAGAGCUGGUUAAGAUGUGGUUUCAAACCUGGUUUAGACCUGGUUCAGACUGGUUCAGACCUGGUUUAGACCUGGUUUCAGGCUUGGUUGUCUUUGGGACCUGCUCUACAUUCUACGUCCUCCAGAUGAAAAAUCCAGAGAAGAGAAUUUGUGAGGGCCCCUCUCUGCAUUAGGCCCUGGGUAAACACCUGCCCUUUACCGGCUCCUGUCAAUGUGGAGGAGCAGUGCCUCUACUCUGAGUCAAGCAUAUUAAGGACCAGAGGGUGGAGCUUGUGCGUAACCGUCUGGUGACUGGACCCUUACACACACAUCAGCUGCAGUGUACAGAGACUUUGUUUGGAUGCAACAUAGAGUGUAUAUGUAAACGGACAUAACCUGCUAGCCACCACAUUUUAAAUAGGAAGUGACUUCCGGCUCCAUCGACUCUGCCUCCAUUUAACUUUCUAUGUAAAAACAGUGUCUCCUCUCUCUCUGUAACUGUUUAGAGUGUAGUCCAGCAGACGUCAGAGCAGCUACAGAUCAGGACUUUUAGAGCAUGUCUUUCACUGUCUAUGAGUUUGAAUGUCGCUUUAUGUGCCCUUAGGCAAGACACGACCCCCGCUUGCUCCCAGUGUCUGUAGCACUGGAGUAGGAAUGUGGAAGUUCAAACUGUAUUCUGUGUAUGUGUUUUUCUUCUGUAAAUGUGCAACUUAAAUGUAAUGGAAAUAAUAUCCAGAGAUUGUUUAUAUAAUGAGAAUAAUGUAAAUAAGAUAAUUAUUGUUAAAUGAUUAAUGAUGAACAUAAAUAAAAGCUUUGAUCUGAGAGGACGAAUCG